GGGGGUAGUCGGCAGUUCGAAGGUGGCAGCAGACGUUCUGGCGGGAAGUUGGUGCCCCGGGAGACUUCAGUUUCUUCACCGAAACGCGAAACGCAGCGACCGUGUGCUCGCCUUUGCACGUGUCACGUCCACAUUAAAGUGCAACGGUAUUCGGGUCACGUUGCUUUGGAAGAAGAUUGGAGGGGCGCCGUGAGUGGGUUCCUUCGUGUCAAGAAGGUGAGGUGAGCAAUCAGCAGAGACGAUCGAUGGGCAGAGCGAAAGACAAGGAUGGUGGCGAUGGCGGUCAGUCCGGAGGAAAAGCCGCUGUGAAGGGCAAGAAGGCAAAGAAGGACGAUGAGGAUCCGUUUAAGUCUCUUGGAGAUAAGAUUAGAAAUCAUAAGGACUUGGAAUCGAGAUGGGCGGUGUUGCGCGAGCGGAGGGUGGAGUAUUUUAGGGGCAAGGAUUUCGCAAACUUCAUAAGGCACCAUUCGGAAAUUGUCGAUGCUGCAAUAGAGUUGGGGACAAGGACGAAGGAAUCCCUACCGUCAGGUCUGACCUCUGAAGAGCAAGUGGCAUCGUUGCUGCUGAGAAGACGUCUUAUUAUACGAUGCGAUCGAGUCAACAAGGUGCCGCGGCCUGGGAAGAAGAGGCUGUCAAGCUGGCCUAGGAGGCUGGAUUUGCAUGGGGAGCAACUGUUCACAGAAGACGAUGGCUUCUUCGCAUGGACCUAUGACAGGAGCACCACCCUUUUGCAGACGCUGAUGUCGUUUCUUGUCCCGGUUCUGACUAUCGGGAUAUGCUUGUUUCCCGUCUUUCCAUAUUGGUUCAAGCUCGGUGUUCUGUACACCUGCCUGACAUUCCUGGGCGUCAUCUUUUCACUCUUGACAGUGAGGGGUCUUGUCUUUGGAAUAUUAUGGGUACUCCUUGGAAAGCGAAUAUGGUUCUUCCCGAACAUUUUGGCGGAAGAAGCUAGCUUCGCAGAACUCUGCCGAUUCCUGCCCGAUGGAAAGAAGGACGAGGACCCUCCCCCGAAGUGGACGGAGAGAGUUCUAGUUGCAUUGCUUGUGUGUGGAGCUGUUUGGCUUUUCGUUCAUCACGCUCCUGAUGAAAAUGCGCGUGCUAAAUAUAGCAGAAAGGCAAAGGAUAAACUUCAGGAGUGGCUAGAGUGGAACCCUUCUUAUGGAAUGCUCGCUGGCAACAAAACUGAGACUGCGAAGGAUGCAGGGGAGGGAGGCAAGGGAGGGGAGGGAGGAGAGGGAGGCAAGGGAGAAGGAGAGAGUGGAGAUGUCGACAAAGUAGACCACCCAUCGACGGUUGACCGGGAGGGGGUCCUUGACGAUUUGCCUUUCGACGAUGAAGCGAUCAUCGAUGAUGCUCCGUUGGAGCAUGACUUGCACCCCGGCGGGGAUGGUUUUGGAACGAAGCAUGAAAGCGGGGUUACGGAAGAUGAUGGUGAGAUGGAUGGCAAGGAGACGAAAGAGGCACGUGCUGCUGGACAAUCAAGUGUUGAUCAAGUGAGUGAUAUCAAUGGGGACGGUGAACGCCACUCUGGUACAGAUGAUAGAAGCAACAGUUGAUGACCUUUGAGAAUCUUCUCAGGUAUCUAUCGCGAGCAACCAUCAUCGAAUGCGCCCCUGUUGUGGAGUGCACGUCCGAUCAGUGACAGCAAGAGAGCAGAGCCCACCAACAAUGCCGCAGACGUGACGUGGAGCUUUCCCCUCACCUACCACAGAACGGGACCGGUGACUUGCGCAGUUCAUUCGGCACGGCAUUGUACUGUCGCUGAUUUCAGCUUUGAGCUUUUUCUGUCCUUCACAACGACGUUGCAUUCUGGAUUUGGAUGGCUUGAUCAAUACGUGGAGAUAUGUGUGUGUGUGUGUAAAAGCGAGAGAGAGAGAGAGAGAGAGAGAGAGAGAGAGAGAGAGAGAGAGAGAGAGAGAGAGAGAGUUCUGGGAGGGAACUAGUUGAUGAGAAAGGGGAGCGAGUCCAUCUAGAUCUAGAGGAUCAAUUGUCCAGUGCUGAAGAGACUUGGGCUCGUCUGUACGAACGAAGCAGAUCUUCCAACAGUGUGGCGGGAGGGAUUGAACACCAGUAAGGUAAGCGGAAGAUGUCUUGUGCAAAAUGCAGAAAAGCGAUCUCGUUAUUUGUUGCGGGUGAUGUAAGGAGUGCGCAGUGAGAUCAUCCUGAAUGCGAGGCUCAGAUCUUGAUCACGCAUUUUUUCCCCAGGAGGCAUGUCCACAAGUCUGGACUCUGGAGCCUUGGAACUGUCUGCAGCAUGUCCUGUCGCUCACCCAUUGCUACAGUGUGAGGGGGUAUUCACACUAGCGCUGUCCUAAAUGAAUCUGACUGCGUUCACGGCCCGACCUGGAUGUAUCUGACCGCAAUCACGGGCCAGUGAAACAGUCCCAGUGUGGGCAUGCCCCGAGGGAAGGUGAAGAUUUCUGUUUGCCACUAGCAUGAACGAAUCUGAUGGCGGCAUUCACGGCCGGAGCCGGAUGUAUCUGACUGCAAUUACGGGCGAGUAAAAACGUCCUAGUGGGGGUAUGCCCUGAGGGAGGGUGAAGAUUUGUGUAUGCCAAGAGAGACAGAUGCGGAGAUAUCUUACGGGUUCUUUGUGUGGGUGUCCAAGCAGUUAGUGGGAAGCAGGAGGAGCUUCAAAGGGGAAAUGCGACCGUGACGUGAAACUCCAUCUGAAGAUUCUGAAGAGCAUGAGACGUGAGACGUGAGGGAUGGCGUGAGACACGGUGAGGUUAGGUUAACUGAUAGUUAACUGAUAAUACACAAAAGAACAUGUGUAAGGGCCUUGCUGCACAACACACGAAACGAAAAACGAAACGAAUGUAUCUUCCACAAGAAAAUGCCCAGGUUCAUCGGUGCGCUAUAAAUAGUAACGAGUGUAUUUUGCCACCUUUGGUGGGCAGAUGCACUCGUUUCGUUUCCGUUUCGUGUGCCGUGCGGCGAGACCCUAAGACAAUUGUAGUUACUGAUCAACGCACUUUUAGGGCAUCAGGGGUCGGGGGAUUCAGGGCGCCCCCCGCCAUGCACGCAUGGCCUUGAACCGGCACCCUCAGCCACAGGAACGAAGUCUCGAAACCACUACAACCCAGGAUGGAGGUGUUAUGAAAACUGGAUCCAUACCUGCCAACCAAUCUUCAACUAUCACUUAACCUUCAUCUGAACAGCAGCAGCUGAACAGCAGCAUCCAACAGCAGCAUGUGUUCGUCGGAGCUGGGUGAGGGUAACCAACUGAUAUAGUGCAGAUUGGUUGGCAGUCGUCUUUUUUUUUUUUUUUUUUUUUUUGAUUGGGACUUGUCUUAUACAUGUUCUUUUGUGUAUUUUGAGUGCAGCAGCAUCGAAUGUCUUGCUGUGUAUUCUGAGCGUCGCGUGUGUGUUCACUGCACUGCGUUGUACAUAGUUGUGGAUGUGAUGGUAUGAAGUGCAAUGUGUGCUUAGCAGUCAGUUUUCAGUUGUUUUUGGUCUUUUUUCUUUGUUGUGGAUCCACAAGGAAGCACUCAGUUGGCUCGUUAUGGCCACUGCCUUGUUGUAUGAGACUUUGUAAGAAUUA
Chara braunii is the source of this 3544-nucleotide messenger RNA. The record is from the annotation of a GenBank genome assembly. Lineage: Eukaryota; Viridiplantae; Streptophyta; Charophyceae; Charales; Characeae.